Molecule: messenger RNA, 5799 nt
Organism: Stegostoma tigrinum
Lineage: Eukaryota; Metazoa; Chordata; Chondrichthyes; Orectolobiformes; Stegostomatidae
Gene: rab33a
Product: RAB33A, member RAS oncogene family
Exons: 2
Coding region: 813-1508 (231 amino acids)
Biological process (GO): Rab protein signal transduction
Cellular component (GO): Golgi apparatus; endosome
Molecular function (GO): GTP binding; GTPase activity
Source: RefSeq, a predicted model, not a curated record
GGCUGAGCUGCCGAUCCCAUCAGGGAACACCUUUUGCAAUUUCAACAAAUAACCUUGAUGCCCUGAUCAAUGAAGGAGGGCUGGAAAAUCAACCAAGGUUUGCCCUGGCGGUCAAUAUUGCUGGUCCGAAUUAGGUAUGGACAUAGGACAUAUGAUCCUCACUUUAGUCCGACGACAAUCCCAGUGAGGUUCACAGUUUACAAGAAUCUAAGUGAUAAGGACGAGUGUGAGAAGUGAAGAAAUCGAAUUAUACUAAUUACGACAUUGUAGUAAUUAAAAGUACAAUUUGCACGAAAGAAAGAAGAUCGCUUAUUUAGAAUGCUUUGCAUAGCACAGGGAGACGUUAUAUUUAAGUGACGAGUGACGGGUGCCUUGUGCUGGGAACAGUGCUUUGUCCCGCUGUUGGCGCUCUGCCAUCAUCACUGCGUCAAUUUCACCUUGUCGGUUACUGCGUGGCCCCAUUAAUCAGCACCAGGGAACACAUACACACACACACACAACAGCUUUCACAGCGAGAGGGAAUGAACAGGGGAGCAGCCCCAUAACAUCUCCAGGCUUAUCAUCACUCCCAUUCUUUCCACACUGAAGACGACAAGCUUCGCCCUGCAGUUGACAAUGCUGAUUCAGACAGCCUCAGCCCCGAUCCGAGUGUUGUAUAUAUAAUUUUUGAUGUUCAGUCUUUUUAUUUGACAGCCGGUUGCGGUAUCACCGCUAGAUAAGGGCGGCCGUAUUCCUUCUGGAGCGUGAGAAUUUUUUUUCCAUUGCGGAGAUUUUGUUUCAGCUUUCGUGAAUAAUACAAAGAAGAUUCCAAUAUGGCAAGGCAGUUGACGGCGAAUGGCGAUUCCCGGGGAUUCGGGUCGAAGAAGGUCUCUACUGAUUAUGAAUCUUCUUUGGAACUGUCCGUGCAAGCGCGAAUAUUUAAAAUUAUUGUAAUCGGGGACUCCAACGUUGGCAAGACUUGUCUGACCUUCAGGUUUUGUGGGGGGACGUUUCCCGACAAGACCGAAGCCACCAUUGGGGUAGAUUUUCGCGAGAAACCGGUGAAUAUAGAAGGAGAAACAAUUAAGAUACAGGUCUGGGAUACUGCUGGCCAAGAACGAUUCAGAAAAAGUAUGGUACAACAUUACUACAGAAACGUACAUGCUGUGGUCUUUGUAUAUGAUGUAACAAAACUGGCCUCCUUUGAAAAUCUCAAAGCGUGGAUUCAAGAAUGCAACAGCCAUUCAGUCUCACCCAAUGUGCCAAGGGUCCUGGUCGGAAACAAAUGUGAUCUCACUAAUGAGAUACAAGUAUCUUCCAACAUAGCACUCCGGUUUGCAGAUGCCAACAAUAUGCUUUUGUUUGAGACCUCAGCAAAGGAUCCAAAAGAAAGCGACCAUGUGGAAUCGAUUUUCAUGUCUCUGGCAUGCAAGCUGAAGGCACAAAAAACAUUGACAUUCCAAGAGAUGGAGAAAAGAUCUGGAAAAGCUCAUGUACAGUCUAACGCUAAGAGUACAUGUCCAUGUUGAGUCACUUAGGCUGAGGAGCUGAGUGAGACUGAACUUGGUGAGAAUGUGCCUGUAUCAGUUUGCUAUUCUUCAAUAUGUCCAAUAUUUGAGAAAAAUCAGUGAACUUUUAGGGUUCCUAAAACCAAAAAAAUUCAAUUACUGUUCUUUUAUGAUAAGUCUGUAACCCGUUCAGCAAUUUAAAGUAAUUUUAAGAUAAACGUUGCCAUCUUUUGACAAACUGCCAAAUUUAUAAAUAUAGAACAAUGUGUAAGAUAAGAAGAUGGUGAGAUUGCUAUUGUUUAGGAUGCAUGAAAUAAAAGGGCUAUUCCCACAAUCCUGUACUUUCAGUAGAAAACCAUGUUGAAAGUGAAUUCAGAUCAGAUAUUAAGCAAUUACAUUAUAUCCCUGAUUCUUCAAUCUGUUCUCUUGCAAAACGUGUGCACAACAUUGGUGAAUUACGGCAACUUGGUAUUUCCUUUGUGGCCAAUCGUUUGAGUUUUGGAGCAUGUUGUUCUUGAAACUAUGAAUUUUGAAAGUUAACACUCCUCUGAAAAACCAAAAAUCAGCAUAUAUUUAGUGGCAAUAUUUGUGAAUGGGUAAAUGUUAAAAUAUACCAGAAUAUUUUUAGCAAUGUAUAAAAACAAUUUUAUGGGAGCAAGUGAUCAGUGAAAAUCUUAUUAUGGUAGUAUCUGAAGGAAUCUUCACUGAGAUUUCAGACUCUGGGUCCUAAUCAGUAUUUCAUUUUAAGCCUUUGUUACUGAGUUGAUAGAUACCUGGACCAGUUGCAUUAUAGAUUUUUGACAAAAUUUAAAACAAGUAGAAAUUGCUGAAGAUAACCAUCAUGAAGUGUGUGAAUUAUGGAGUGACUUCAAAUGCUUCAUAUUUUGCAUUCGUAAAACCUAAAUAACAUUUUUAACCAGACCAAUCAACUCUAAUCAGGAGAGGGAGCACAAACCAUUUUUAGUUUUUCAUAUUUGACCCAAAGAUAAGGUGAUCACCUUAUGAUUGUUGAUUACUAGGUAACAAGAUUUUGACCUGUGAUCUAACAGGAAUUGAUUGAAGAUUAGUUCAUUUUUUAACUUUGCUGGUAAGCCUUUAGAAGUCAAUUUUCAAUUGGUUGGUUGCACUGAGCUUAAAUAUUGCAUAAAGAGACAUAACAUUGAAAGUUGUCAUCUUGCAUUUAUCAUAACUAAUACACAAGAAAAAACAUUUGGACAGGGCACACCAAUUUAUACAGCAUGAGAAGAGCUAUUCAGGAGCUGUUAGCUGCCAAUCUCAGCUGAGAAAGCUCAAACAGGCCAGGUGGACCCUGUUUGGUCAGGCUAUUGUCAUAUGAAUGCAACAGAUGUUGAUAGCCUUUAAGGCUCAUUUCUCAUUUCACAUUUCUCAAUGAGAAAGUUGUAAUGCAUGGAAAAAGUCCUUUUGGCUACAAAGAAUGUCGAUAUGUGCAGUUUAGCAGGUGCGAAUGCAUCACAAUAUGAGACCAGUUAAGUUAGUUUUCAGUGUAAUUCUUAACAUUGUCAGAAUUAUUUAACAACAUCCAAUAACAAAAUCACAUCCAUUUUUGGGUAUAAUGUUCUGACAUUGCAAGUGCUGAAUUAUUUGAGCAUAAUCCGGAUGCCGCCUUCUGUAAACAGUCAAAGGAACAUGUUGUUUGAUAUGAUCCAUGGGUUUUGGGACAUACUUGGCAUCAUACUGCCAUUGAGACUCAUCACAUUUUCAAUUUGUGCGGUAGACAAAAAUGUCUGGCUUAAGAGCGGUAAUGUGUUAGAAGAGUGAACAAUUUGUGUGUUUAUUGCAAAGGGCCGAUGUGACAUAGCUAGCUUCACCUGUUCAAAUUUUUGAGACACUUUCACCUUCUAUGUGAAUGUGAGGUCAACUGAACUCCAUUCAGAUCCACAAGCGGCAACCGUAGGCCGUUUCAGAGGUCCUGAGCUUGCACAAUAUGCAACAAUAGGAUUUGAUCAGAGUAGUCAUUAGGAUUGUUUUGAUAUGCCUUCUCUCAAUUUCAAAUUUACAUUGUGAACAGAUGUCUGGGUUUUUCUUCAUCAAUAAUGUUGAUCUUGUUGUACAUGGAACUGUAUACUGACAAGUGAAUAUAGUCUUUCAGUAAAUAUCACUGGAGAGCCUAUUGGCAGAUUUCUCAAUUAAUAUAUUGAAGACAGGGAGCUCAUUUGACUGCUCCAUUUCAGUGCUAAUUUUGAGUGCAGAAUAGAGUUUAUUAAACUGUGUAAAGAAAUUCUUUGCAGUUGUAGAUACUCGGACUGCAAAGGUGUCAUCUAUGUUCAAGGAGUAUGCAAGAGGUGGGAGAUUGGUGAUCACUCCAUCAAAGAUACACUUCUAAUGGUAGUCAACAUGUGAGCAAGAGCUUGAUUUAGAAGGGCCCUAUGGCAGCACCAUCUAUUUGGCUGUAAAUAGUUUCACAGAAAAGAGGACGACAGAGUCUGCCAAUCCAUGUUACAUUCUGCGGGGGGAAAAUCCUGAUGAAUCACAAUCUACCUGCUUGUUCUGAGCUUUAACAGCUAGGUAAGAUUGACAAUUAAAGAUCCCGCUGCAUAUCUAUACCGACUAUAGUUGAACUAACCAACACCCUCUUCUCAGUUGAAUAAAAUUAGUGACCCCAUUUCAAGUUUGGAUUUUUUUGUGUCAGUCUUGAGAAGUACAAGAUGAAAAGGUUUGACUCUCUUAGCAAUGUUCUCCUAAUUGCUUUGAGAAAUUAAAUAGCCACUGAAAACUGGGAAUGCUUCAGAGGGAAAAAGAACAAAAUUAUAUUCAAAUGAAAAUCUUGCCAUAUUUUACUUUCAAUCCAGUACAAACAGUGCUUGCUUUGGUUCAGAGAUUGCAUAUGUUUCAUCAUUAAACAACUAAAUCUCUGAUAAGAUGGGGAAAAGAAAACAUUUAAGUAUGCAUUAGAGAAUGAGACAUUAAAGUAGUGGAUUUAAAGUAACAAAGGUGAAAUUAAUUUCUUUGGUAUCCGUACGUGCAGGCUACUUCUACUGAUGCACGUUAAAUAUAUCUUCAGUAAUUGUGGACCAACAUUUGGAAAGCUAUUGAGCAGAUACAAUAAAUUGUAAGACUGUUAGUGUCAGAACUCCAUGGAAUUAUGAAUCUAAAGUACCUUAAGGAUGUUGUAGUGAAGGAAGUAUUGUGCUGUAGUUAGAGUAAAUUCUUUAUAACUGAUAUGCACUCAGGCAGCAGUGCAUAUUCACUUGUAAUUUAAUUCAAUGUAACUUAUUUCUAACUUGGAAGGAUGUGAUGAAUAAAAAUAAAAUAUAAAAUGUAAUCAGUUCAAAAAUGGUUUAUCAGUAUUUUUGGUGCAGGAGUGAGUUGUGGAUGGACAUGUCAUACAAAACAGCCCCAGAACUGCAAUAUCCACCAUCUCCAAGAAACAAAGUCGAAUUAUGAUAAUAAAAAACUUGUGCUGCGCUAUCUGUAGUCUUAGUUGCAUGAUUUAAUUUUAAAUAGCUAAAAUUUGACUGUGACCUUCUAUUUUUGCUCCAUGAUUGACAUCAUGCUACAUUAACAUUGUCAUGUUAUGGUACUACAGUUCUCAUGUGAUUUUGCUGCUUUGAGUUUCUUACUUCAUUCAUAACCUGUCUACUUACUUAGAAUUACAGAGAGACUAAAGAUCAACAAUGUAUGAUUUGUAUUGUUAUUCUCCUCAAACAGAUGUUUUAUUUGUACUUGAAUGUUUUCAUGGUCUGCGUAUAAGUAAUAACUUGGUUCCAAACAUGUAAAGAAAAGUUUACCUUUCAAUCUGAUUUCUAAAUCUCGAGUUUAAUCUCUUAUCUAUAUUGUCAAAUUCCAGACCUCAUUGACAGGAAAUAGUCUGCUUUAUAUUUUCUGGGCCAUCCCUUCAUAAUUUUAAGUAUUUUGAUCAAAUCACCCAUAACACCCAUUCUUCUUUCAAAGAUAACCCUAUUUAUCACGCGUUUUCUCUGGCACGCAUUAUUCACACGUAUCUUUGCUGCGUCUUCGGUGCUGUAUCUCUAAUACCUUGUUUGUGCAAUCAAAACUGCAAACUGUAUACUGUGUCUUUACUAAGAUUUUGCAUAGAUUUCACCAGGAACUGUGAAAGUUGAUUGAACUUGGAAACAAUGCUGUACUUUCCCUUUUUGCUGCAUGACAAAGGGCAAAACAAUUAAGAGAAAGUCAUUUCCAUGCAACAAGUUAAGGAAUCUGUUAACAUAGAACAUGUUCUUAAUUAUAUUAAAAAAAAAUUGGAAGACAGUCUGGCUUUCACUGGAACUGCUCAUAUUUAAAACAAGAAGCUCCAUAUAUGGGCAAGAUAACAAAGUGUGGAGCUGGAUGA